Acipenser ruthenus (sterlet) is the source of this 3514-nucleotide messenger RNA. RefSeq names its product carnitine O-palmitoyltransferase 1, liver isoform-like. The record is from RefSeq and is a predicted model, not a curated record. Gene Ontology annotation, biological process: carnitine metabolic process; fatty acid metabolic process. The coding region runs from base 247 to 2571 and encodes 774 amino acids. NCBI's taxonomy places the organism in Eukaryota, Metazoa, Chordata, Actinopteri, Acipenseriformes, Acipenseridae. Gene Ontology annotation, cellular component: mitochondrion. Gene Ontology annotation, molecular function: carnitine O-palmitoyltransferase activity. The transcript has 20 exons.
GCGUAUUUAUUCACUCUCAUUGCACGCGAACGUUGUUUGAAUAGUAAGGAAGAUCACAGGCACUGAAAAACCGUAACAAAAAACGCGCAUCAAAAUUGACCUAUUAAGAAACACAGUAUUGUAUAGUACCACUCAGAGUCACCGUGCAGCCACCUCAGAGCUACAGCGUCGGAGGACAACGCAGCUCUGGGCAGCUGACAAGCAAGCCCGCAGGUGCCCGGCCAGACGUGAAUCCAGGAAACAGGUAUGGCAGAGGCUCACCAGGCCGUAGCGUUUCAGUUCACAGUAACACCAGACGGCAUCGACCUUCGGCUCAGCCAUGAAGCGCUUCGACAGAUCUACCUCUCCGGGCUGCACUCCUGGAAGAAGAAGUUCAUCAGAUUCAAGAAUGGGGUCAUGACCGGUGUGUUUCCUGGAAGCCCUACAAGCUUGCUGGUAGUUGUGGUGGGGUUCAUGUCCACAACAGCAUACACAAAAACAGAUCCUUCAUUCGGGUUGAUAGCCAGAAUCGGGGCACACCUCCCUAUAAGUAGGUACCUGUCUGAUGAGAGCCAGAAGAUUGUGGGAGGAGUGCUCAUCGGCACCGGCCUGUGGGUGGCUGGUAUCUACAUCAUGCGCAGCUCCCUGAAGAUGCUGCUCUCCUGGCAUGGCUGGAUGUUCAGUGCACACGGCAAAGUGCCCAAGAGAACCCGAAUCUGGAUGGCAUUGGUGAAGCUUUUCUCUGGACCCAAGCCAAUGUUGUACAGCUUCCAGACGUCACUCCCACGCCUUCCUGUACCUGCAGUCGCAGACACUAUGAAACGAUACCUGGAGUCAGCCCGCCCGCUAAUGGACGAUGAGCAGUACAAUAGAAUGGAGGCUCUUGCUAAAGACUUUGAAGUGAACCUGGGACCCCGCCUGCAGUGGUAUCUGAAACUGAAGUCUUGGUGGGCAACAAAUUAUGUUAGCGAUUGGUGGGAAGAAUAUAUCUAUCUCAGAGGACGCGGACCAAUCAUGGUCAACAGUAAUUAUUAUGCAAUGGACUACCUGUACGUCUAUCCAACAAAGAUUCAGUCAGCCAGAGCUGGAAACACAAUCCACGCCAUCCUGCUGUAUAGAAGAAAGCUGGACAGAGAGCAAAUCAAACCAAUUUUCGUCAUGGGAUCCACGGUACCCAUCUGCUCAUCCCAGUGGGAGCGUAUGUUUAAUACUUCCCGCCUCCCGGGCCAAGAGACAGACACGAUUCAGCACGUGAGGGACAGCAAGCACAUCGUGGUGUUUCACAAGGGGCGCUUCUUCAAGGUGUGGAUGUACCACGACGGACGGCUGCUGAAACCCAGAGAGAUCGAGCAGCAGAUGCAGAAGAUUCUGGACGAUAAAUCGGAGCCUCAGCCUGGAGAACAGAAUCUUGCAGCACUCACUGCAGGAGACAGAGUUCCUUGGGCCAAUGCCCGUCAGAACUACUUCAGCAAAGGGAAGAACAAGCAGAGUUUGGAUGCAGUUGAGAAGGCAGCCUUCUUUGUGACCCUUGAUGAUACUGAGCAAGGCUUUAACAAGGAAGAUCCUGUGAGAUCACUGGAUAGCUAUGCCAAGUCUUUGCUUCAUGGAAAAUGCUACGACAGGUGGUUUGACAAGUCUUUCUCCUUUAUUGUAUACAAGAAUGGAACCAUGGGCUUGAAUGCAGAGCACUCCUGGGCAGAUGCUCCUAUUAUUGGUCACCUUUGGGAGCAUGUGUUGUCUACAGACAGUUUCCAGCUGGGAUAUGAAGAGGACGGGCAUUGCAAAGGCAGCACUAACCCCAAUGUGCCUGGACCCCAAAAACUACAGUGGGAGAUUCCAGAAGAAUGCCAAAGUGUUAUCCAGAGCUCUCUGAAGGUUGCCCAGGCACUGGCUGACGAUGUUGACUCCCACACUUUCCCAUUCAACAAAUUUGGAAAAGGUCUGAUCAAGAAGUGCAGGACGAGCCCCGACGCCUUCAUUCAGAUCGCCUUGCAGCUGGCUCACUUCCGGGACAAGGGCAAGUUCUGCCUGACAUACGAAGCCUCGAUGACUCGACUCUUCAGAGAGGGUCGAACGGAGACUGUGCGCUCCUGCACUGUGGAAUCAUGCAACUUUGUACACGCCAUGAUGGAUUCCCAAAAAACAAAUGAAGAGAAAAUGAAGCUGUUCGAUCUUGCGGCUGAAAAACACCAGAAUUUGUACCGUCUGGCGAUGACUGGGGACGGCAUUGAUCGGCACCUCUUCUGUCUCUACGUAGUGUCCAAAUAUCUCGGGGUCGAUUCUCCCUUCCUGAAAGAGGUUCUUUCGGAGCCAUGGAGGCUCUCCACCAGCCAGACUCCUCAGCAGCAAUUGGAACUGUUUGACUUGGCCAAUAACCCUCACCAUGUGUCCAGCGGGGGGGGCUUCGGACCUGUCGCCGAUGAUGGUUAUGGUGUCUCUUACAUCAUCGUUGGAGAAAAUCUCAUCAAUUUCCACAUCUCCAGCAAGCUGUCAAGCCCAGAGACGGACUCUCACCGAUUCGGAGAAAACAUUAUCCAGUCCAUGCUUGACAUCCUCGCUCUUUUCAACCUCAACAAAAAGGCAGGCAAAUAAUUGUUCUGCCCCAGAUGAAAAGAAAAGAAAAACUGUUGGAUUGCUGUUUCAAAAUCGGCUUCCGUACGCUUGUACAGAAAUGUUUGGGCGUUUUUAAUCUUAAAAAAAUGAAACUGAAAAAAAAAAACAGUUAAUGUAUAUCAUGUUUAAUGAAGACGUGUGUUUAAAAAUGUAUUGGAAAAUAGUGUUGUAGCACAGAUUAAAUGGACCUACUCUGCAAGAUUAUAUGUGCUGGUGCCAUAAUUAAUAUAUCUUGUGACUAAAAGCAAAAAAGGUUAAGAAAAGGAGACUAGAAAAGGUUGUCUUUAAAUAACCUACGAAAACAAGGCAUCAGCAAGUGCAGGAAUGAGGUGUUAAUAUUGCAGUCUUACACAGUGCAGUGUACAGUAACUGUUAUUAGCUGCUAAAUUAUUUAAUGAAGUCAAGAAAAAACAAAAUAGUUCAAAAGCUGUUUUUAUUUUUCAUACUUCAGGUUUUUACCUUGGUCCAGAUGUAACGACACUAGCUAGCUUGUAUGAAUGCAAAAAAUAAGCCCCUCCCUCAGAAAGGGGUCUUGCUGUAAAUAAACGAGGAACACGCACUGAUCCACACCCCCUGCAUGGGAAUGUGAAGAGGCUGAGGGUUCUCCUUUCAGUUACUGUGGAAGGAAGUUUCAUAAGAAAGUUGUAUGGUAAAAUGAAGUGUACUCUUCACAAGGAUUCAAUGUAACAUUAUAAUACUCGCAGGUGAAAGUUUUAGGGGCGGCAGUGUAAUAUUGUACAGUACUGUGUGUACUUCAAUCAUGAAAACAAGAAAGACUUGAACUACAUGCGAGUCCAGCCUUUUCCUUUCACUUCUUGAUUUGUAAGUUGCAUUGUAUGCAGUGGCAUUUUCACAAAUAUGUAAAACAGAAGGAAUACCUCAAAAUGAUCAGAUUGUCCAAUAAAAGUUAGGUUGACAGCUA